AUGUCCCCCGCCACCACCCGAUCCACCCCCGCCGAGCCCACCGCCGAAGUCGUCGUCGUCGUCGUCGAGGAGCCGAUCGAGUCCACCGCGGAAGCCCCCGCGGACGCGGAAGCCCCCGUCGCCGAGCCCACCGUCGCCGAGGCUCCCGCACACAACGACGCCGUCGCCGCCGCGGAAACCCCCGGAGACGAGGGGGACGAGCGCCCGGGAAGCGGCGACGUCGUCGUGAAGCGGGGAGACGAGAACACGCCCCCGACCAACGUCGACGCCGCCGACGUCGCGAUCGCCCCCGCGGAACCGCCCGCGGACGGCGUUACCGGCGCCGCCGCCGACGCCGCCGAAGCCGACGAAGCCGACGAAGCGCCGACGAAGGUGGACAGCUGUGUCGACAGCUGUGUCGCCAGCUGUGUCGCCGCGUCCGCCGCGGAGGAGACGCCGCCGCUCGCGGUCGAACCCGCGCCGCCGGUGGAGCCGGUAGAUGCGGAUGAGGCGAAGAAUGACGCGGGAGAGGAGGAGGACGCGGGCGUCGUCGCGGCCAAGCGCAAGAACGGGCCCGACGCCGACAACACAGCUGUCGAGCCCGCGAGCAAGGCUGCUAAGACCGCCGCCGCCGCCGCCGACACCGCCGCCGAGGCGACGGCCGCGUAG
Molecule: messenger RNA, 648 nt
Organism: Micromonas commoda
Lineage: Eukaryota; Viridiplantae; Chlorophyta; Mamiellophyceae; Mamiellales; Mamiellaceae
Exons: 2
Coding region: 1-648 (215 amino acids)
Source: RefSeq, a predicted model, not a curated record